AUGCCACGGAAGAGCGCAGAGUCCCCCCUCGCGGGGACGCGAACGAGAGAGCGACUCGGAAAAACCCAGGCGAACUCUCGGCUCGGAGAGAGAGGACGUUGCCGCCUAUUGACGAGGCUGCUCCGCUGUCGAUGCACGGGCGACGACGACCCCGUCGACGGGACGUCGCCACCAUCGCCACCGAGUGUCCCUGCCAGCGCAAAAGCUCGCGUGGCCGACGCCGAGGGCGGUUUGACCGGCGGCGCCACGGCGGCCGAGGCUGCCGGAGCCGUUCGGCGGCACGCCGAGAAGCGCGCCGCGGGAACGACCGCCGCGCCGGGAGGCGCCGACGCCGGUGAAGACCGCGAGGGCGACCGGCGGGUUCCGACGCGGCCGGAAUCCGGUGGUGGAGGCGGCGCGCGCGCCGAGUGGCGCAAGAGGGCGGCCAGUUUCUCCGGCAGCCUGACGCUGUCCCCGCAGCCCGGCGGGCGCGGCGGCCUCGGAAGGAGGAAGAAGAAGCUCGCGGCUUUGGCCUCGCUGCCCAACGUGGAGACGCGUCGGAUGGAGGUGAGCGUGAGCAGCGAGGAGGAGAUGGCCGGAAUUGAGAACCUUGCGUGUGGCGCCGGCGGCGAUGACGGCGAGACUGUGGCAGCAGCUGGCGGCGGCCUCUCCAUGCCGACGAUAAACUUCAUCCCUGCCAGCCCGUCGGACGUCCUGGAAGACGACCAAUUCUUCGAGAUCAACUCGGAGGAAGAGGAGGAGCGGGCCGCGAGCCCUCCGCCGUCGUCGGACAGCGACUGCGUGGACAGCUCGGGGAGCCACGCCACGGUGGAGCGAGAGAACGCGACGGGGAACGCCGGCGACGCGAAGAACUCGGAGGCGUCGCUUGCCCUGCCCGCGACGGACACGGCCAAGGAAUUCCAGGGGGCCGUGGCGCGAGAGGGCGCGGAGGAGACGGCGGAGGAAGCCGAGGUGCCGGGCGGCGAUCGGCACGGGCUGGUCGACGCCGUUGAGGAUGCCACCGCUGCCGCCACCGCCGCCACCAAGAAGAGGAAAAGCUUCCGGCUGAAUUCGGAGAUCACCAAUGCGCAGCUGAACGCGUUUCCGCAAACUCACCCAAGAAAAGGAAGUUUUAACGAAGGCAUCAACCUACUGCAGUUCACGGAACAGAAUAUCGAUGAAUUGAAUACAAAAGAGUGUGACAUGAGAGACCGGUUGGUUCAAGAGAUGCAAAAGCUGCACCUGCAAUCGGACUCUCUGAACAAGACAGCAGCGGUCGGCGGAGUGGAGGGGAGCAGCAGCAGCAGGAGGAGGAGGAAGGCGCUGGAGGAGAUGGAGAGCGAUGGCGCCUGUGCGUGGCUUCAGGCGAUGGGCAUGGAGAGGCUGGGAAUCGUCGUUAGAGGCGAGCGGCUCGCCGGGCGCCACCUGGCCUCCAUGGACCCCGAGACGCUCGAGUCGCUGCGGCUGCGUUCGUGGGCCGAGCGCGAGCGGCUCCUCUCGGCCCUCUACAGCGAGACGCACUCACGGGAGGCGCGCGCCGUCGACUCGCUCCUCCAGUCCCUGAGCGGCGCGGACCUGCAAACGUUCACCGCCGCCAUCGCGGGUCUCGGCCAGCCCGGGGAGAGGCCCGGGGAGAGGCCCGCGGAGGAAGAGAGGCCGAGGAGGAGCCGCCACCCCUCGCAGGGUGACAGAGUCUCCGAUCUGCGCGGAGACCUCGCCCGGAUCCGGGCGGCCAUCGCCCAGAAGGAGGAGGACAUCGCCCGUCUGCCGAUGCUGCCUCCCGAAACCGAUAGCCUGCAGGUGGAGGAGCGCGAGAUGUGGCUCCUGCAGGGCGAGAUGGAGCUGCUCGAUCUCAAGAAGGAGCUUCUCGGGGUUCGCUCGGCUCUGCAGCUCCGCAGGAUCGCGGAGGCGGCCCUGUCUGCGGGCUCCCGGAGCCACGUGACCGCCUCGUGCUUGGAGCGUGAAUGGGCGGCUGCCAGCCGCGCCGGAGAGACCAUCACAGUGACACUCUAAGUCACGGCUGGGGUGGGUUGGGGGGUUGUGUUUUUUUCCCGAGGAGGACUUUCAAUGACACCUUAGAGUCAUCGAGUCUUUUUCUUCUUCUUCUUUAUAUGGCUGCUGAUGUAGAUGUAGAGCAACAGCUACAAUUUCACAUUCAGGUGGUUAGGCCGUAAUAACUGCGUCUGGAGCAGCGGGGUGUAUCGCCGUAAUGAAAGUGUAGUGACAUAGAAUGGGUCACUACGGCGCCUCGCGCCAGUGACUGAUAGAGAGGGAAACUGGGAGUGUAGUAGCCCUCUCUGCCAGUGGGGCAUUGCAAUGUCAUGGAACGGGUUCCUAGGGGGCAUAGUGCUGGUGGCUGGCAGAGAGGGGGCAUCUGAGGACGGAGCAGCCCGGUUGGCUGGCAAGGGCAUGUGAUAGGCCAGGGUAAGGAUGUGGGCCAAAAGUGACAGAAGGAACACGUGGGGUAUGGCCCAGAACCUUCUGGUAGGUUCCAGAAGGGGGCGUGGCUGAGGGCGGAGCCAGGCCACGCUGGGGGGCAUAAAAGGGAGGUCCCGAGGCUGGGUCGGGGCUGUCUACUGGAAUGGAGUCCUCCGUGCUGCGUCUUCCCCUGGGUCUUCGGUCUUUGUGCUCGGCAUCGUGGGUCAGGCAGUGUGCCGACUGUCCUGACCCAGUUUAUGUCGUUAUCCCGUUGUGGUCCAUAGAAUAAACGUGUUGCCUCCUGA
Molecule: messenger RNA, 2702 nt
Organism: Petromyzon marinus (sea lamprey)
Lineage: Eukaryota; Metazoa; Chordata; Hyperoartia; Petromyzontiformes; Petromyzontidae
Source: RefSeq, a predicted model, not a curated record